UUCUUUAAUGUGUUUGUCUAGACUCUAGAAAGGACAGAAGAUGAGAAAUGAGUGAACGAAAAACAAAGAUAAACUUAUAAUAAGAUUUUCAUGAUUCUAACUCCAAAAAUCAAAGCUUAACAAAUAAUUCAAUGGCAUCAUGUGUAGGAACUUUAUCAUCACCCAACCACACUCUACUUUUCUCACAAAUCAAACAUUCUGCUGCUGCAAAGACAAGGAGGAGAGUUGUAAGAGCAGAGAGUGUCAUAGAGAAACUUGGCAUCAAGAUUGAGAGAAACCCUCCUCACUCCAAACUCACUCAACUUGGUAUCAAGCAGUGGCCCAAAUGGGGCUGCCCUCCAAGCAAAUUCCCAUGGACAUAUGAUGCCAAAGAGACAUGCUAUCUUUUGGAAGGAAAAGUGAAGGUGACUCCUAGUGGUUCAAAUGACUCUGUUGAAAUUGGUGCUGGUGAUUUGGUUGUGUUUCCUAAAGGAAUGAGUUGCACUUGGGAUGUGUCCGUUGGUGUCGAUAAGCACUAUAAAUUUGAAUAUUAAAAUCUUAAAUACAAGGGAUGCCUAAUAGAUGAAGAUGCAUUGGGAGCACUUUCAUUAAUUCAAUAACUAGGUCAUAUUUUGUUUGUAAUAAUGUACUAUGUUAAAUGAAUGUUGAGGUUAGUCGGGACAUAGACACAUUAAACAAGUAGUUAAGUAUUCAAUUUAUGACUUUUGCAUAUGGAUAUAUGAUUGAGAAGAGAUAGUUCUCUUUGUGUGCCAA
Molecule: messenger RNA, 753 nt
Organism: Cicer arietinum (chickpea)
Lineage: Eukaryota; Viridiplantae; Streptophyta; Magnoliopsida; Fabales; Fabaceae
Source: RefSeq, a predicted model, not a curated record